This is a messenger RNA of Colletotrichum acutatum, 779 nucleotides long. RefSeq lists its product as uncharacterized. Bases 47 to 745 code for a protein of 232 amino acids. NCBI's taxonomy places the organism in Eukaryota, Fungi, Ascomycota, Sordariomycetes, Glomerellales, Glomerellaceae. The transcript has a single exon. The record is from RefSeq and is a predicted model, not a curated record.
CUUCAACUUCACGAUCACCGAAAGCCAGCUUAAGCAGAAGCUCACCAUGAGCUGGAAUACGACGCGGUUUGAACUGGGCAACAGCGCGCACGGCGACGAGUACGUCUUCGUUGAUGUUCCAGUAGAAGACAUGAACGUUGCGCCAGAGUCCAGGUACAGUAUUUCCAAAAAAGCGCUGGCUGCAUUGCGGAGGUUCGUCGACCCGCUUGUUGAAACCACGUACGAGAAACAAUACACCAUCAUCAACUUUUCGUCAGAUUGGGCCGAAGGGAUCUACAACGCGAGAGAAAAACUACCGGAAUGGAUUGACCGAUUUAGCAUCAGUUUGACGAAUGAGGUGCGACUCCACGGCGAAAUUCGGGACAAGGACCGACAUCGAUAUACCGGACGAGCGUAUGAGAUGGUGCAGGUCAUUAUGGUAGACUGGCUGUGGAUGUUGUUCCCAACAGGCCUCAUCAUUAUCAGCAUCUACUACCUCUCGCAUACCAUCAUCAGAGGCGCUCGCGACGGCAUCUCGGUGUGGAAAAGUGACUCGUUGCCAAUGCUCUUUUGUCGGAUCGAUGCCUCGAUUCUCGCAAAGGUCGGCGAUGGCAUGGAUGUGCCCAACGGACUGGAUGUAGCUGUCGGUAAUGUCAAUGUGUGUUUAUUGAGGGAAGAUGAUGGCGACUGGGUGUUCAAGCCAAUCGAGAGCGAGUCGUCGUCGUCGUCGUCGUCGUCGUCGUCGUCCGAAUCUGAUUCUGAGUGAGAAGCAUCGUGGCGGUUCUAGUCAGAAGUCAGAA